AUGAGUGACCGCAUGAAACUUCGCGCCACCAUCCGAGCUCCCUCGCGAUAUGGUGAAUCCAAUGAGGAGUCACCAACUGCAGUCCUGCUCCAGUCAAUGCGUCGUGCUCGAGGGGAAAGCACCCUGAUACAAAACCCCGAUGGCUCGACGCGCUUGUUUCAGAGAAAGCCCAAUAUCGAGUUUGAUCCAAAUUUGCCCCCUGCGGCGUUUCCAACAGUCGACUUGAACCGACCGACUGGGUCAAUGAAAGUGAUCCUCAAGAAAAGCCCAAAUCGUCGCGUGGACAAGAGUCCCUCGAAGACUGGUCGAAACGUUAACUUCUCGCUGGUGCCGGGUGAUGACGAUUAUGAGAUGGAGAACGUGUCUUUAAAUGAUAUGGAAAAUUAUGCGGCGAGCAACACCAUGUUGAACCCUGUUUAUGUGAAAAAUAUGGAAGUCAUGACUGGGAAGAGCAAGUGUGGUGAUACCGAAGAAUGUGCUGAUCCCGUAUUUGAAGAUAGUGAUUUAGAUGAGCCGGACGAUACAUCAGUGAUCCUUGGGAAGAAGAUUCCCAACCCCACCUGGGCUGAUAUCAUGCCCGCGUUGCAAGUCGAAAUCAUCGAAAACAUGUUCAAAGCUGGGAGUAGCUGGAGCCACAUCUGUGCCAAGCUUGACUUGCAGAAGGGGGAACGGAACAAGUUCAGGGAAUUCUUGAAGACUCGCAACCAGCAAUUCCGACGAGAGAACCUGCAUCUCGCCAAAAUGCGAGACAACCAGUUGCAUGCCCUGAUGCAAAUCGAUAACAGUAAUAUCAAGACCAAUGAUGUACCACACCAGCUGGUUCUCCGCAGAUUGACCGAGCAGGCUACUUACGAUAUCAUGUCCGAUCGACUGCCUGAUCUCUUGAUGUGCCAGGCCGCUGAUAUCCUAGCCGCUAGACAGUACUUGCGCCGCCGUUCACUGUCACAAAACUUAGCAGGAGAGUGGGAUCACAGUCUCGUGGUGUUGCGACAACCGGACGACGAGAAUAGCUUGGAACCGGAACAAUUCAAAUGGAAAGAGAAUCUCAACCUAGCCCCCGAGCUCACAGAGGAGAUUGAAUUCCUAAGAGAUGGAGAUAACCCGGUUAUCAAGACCAGACGGGGAUACAUCCAAUGUGUUGCGGGCAAGGAUACUGUUUACCUCCGUGAUGUGAAACUCAAGGCCGGAGAGAAACAGCCUAGUGAAAAUUGGAGGAAAUCCUUCCGAAACUGGGAUCCCGAAAAUCAAGUCCAGAAGUCGAAUCUCGACCAUGAAGGCGAUGGACUAGUCCGUUUGAUGGUCGGCCAUGAGAGAGCAGCGCAGAUUCACCAAUUCGAUCUAGAGGUGAAGCAAGAGGGCGAGGAUGAUGAUACUAUGAUGUACUUGUCAGUAACCACACCGCAGCGAAAUGCUACCCCUAUUCCAGACUCGUCACCGUGUGUAGCACCCGAUGAUACCCCGAUGAGAAAGCCCAUCAAGCCCAAGGUUUUAUCCCAUCAGCUCGUGGAAAGCUCAAGCCCGCCUCUUGAUGUGCUACAAGUUGGCAAAGAAAUUCACAAGGCGUUGGCGUUGGUCCGUCCAAAACGGCUACAAAUACCUCUCAAACGUGUGUAUGAUCCCCCCAGACACGGAUUAUUCUCAGUUCGACGAAUGAAUCACUCAGAUGAAGAGAUUUUGAUGCCAGUGAAGCGUUCGCUGGGCGGCUGCUGGUCCAUGAGCUCCAUUCGCUUCAUCGAUCCGGCCGUCGGACAAGAGCGCUACAUGCAACAGAUUGAGGAAGCCAGGUAUGAAGCUGGUAAAUUGGAAUGGCAGAAGGAGUUCAAUAAAGAUGUUGAAGCCGAGCAUGUGCUCUGUAAAGAGCAGCAGGAAGGAUUCGAGCUGUCUUUGUUGUCGCCAAUUCGGGAUAAUGCCCCCGACGACAUGUUUCGCAAGUAUCUAAACCAGCGUGAUCUGCCACCUUCCGACAAAACCUACAUCAGUGAUUCCGAUUUCGGAAACUCAUGGGGUGAUACUGAUGACGAUCUAUGUGGUAUUGAUUUGAUUAUGAAGGAUUAUGUGGCAUCGGUCGAUGUUCCACCGAGGGAAUCGAAGGGAGAUCAGGAUAGCCUGGAGACGAUCGAUACUCCAGUGAUCGAUGCUUCCCUGACGAAUGACUCGGAUGAUGAGAUGGUGAUGAUUGAAGAUGGUGUGUAA
This is a messenger RNA of Penicillium odoratum, 2193 nucleotides long. RefSeq lists its product as uncharacterized. Lineage: Eukaryota; Fungi; Ascomycota; Eurotiomycetes; Eurotiales; Aspergillaceae. Bases 1 to 2193 code for a protein of 730 amino acids. The transcript has 2 exons. The record is from RefSeq and is a predicted model, not a curated record.